Perognathus longimembris pacificus (Pacific pocket mouse) is the source of this 1740-nucleotide messenger RNA. RefSeq names its product GLI pathogenesis related 2 (gene Glipr2). The coding region runs from base 67 to 531 and encodes 154 amino acids. The transcript is spliced from 5 exons. Gene Ontology annotation, cellular component: extracellular region. Lineage: Eukaryota; Metazoa; Chordata; Mammalia; Rodentia; Heteromyidae. The record is from RefSeq and is a predicted model, not a curated record.
GUGGCUGGGGCGGUGACCGGGCGCAGCGCGGCUGCAGCUGGAGCCUAGGAGCGCGCGGAGCCGGCCAUGGGCAAGUCAGCUUCCAAAGAGUUUAAUAAUGAAGUCCUGAAAGCCCACAAUGAGUACAGGCGGCGGCAUGGAGUCCCCCCAUUGAAGCUCUGCAAGAAGCUCAACCGAGAGGCUCAGCAGUAUUCAGAGGCCCUGGCCAGCACAAGGAUCCUCAAGCACAGCCCAGAGUCAAGUCGUGGCCAGUGUGGGGAGAACCUCGCAUGGGCAUCCUACGACCAGACAGGACAGGAAGUGGCUGAUAGAUGGUACGGUGAAAUCAAGAACUACAACUUCCAGCAGCCUGGCUUUACCUCUGGGACCGGACACUUCACUGCCAUGGUGUGGAAGAACACAAAGAAGAUGGGCGUGGGGAAGGCAUCUGCGAGCGAUGGGUCCUCCUUCGUGGUGGCCAGAUACUUCCCAGCAGGAAACAUUGUCAACCAGGGCUUCUUUGAAGACAACGUCCUGCCUCCAAAGAAGUAAUUUGUCCAAUGGAAUGGGAAAGUGGGAGAUACAGGAACACAGCUACAAAGUGCUAGGUCAACAAACAACCCAGCUACAAGUGUGUCCCUGUGGAUGUAUGUGCUUGUGUGUGUGAUGCGCAGAUCUGCCAUGCACAUGCUUGGACAUACUGCUCUGGAUGAGCUCAUUCAUAUUAAAGGAAUGAACAUCAGAAGCAUUUACCCAAAUCAUUACCCACACCACAAUUGUAUUUUGAGAGUUGGAGUGGGGAGGAGAACCAAUUUUUUUUCUUUUUGCUGUUUUUAGAAGCAAAUUUCUUUUGUGCCUUUUUUUCUAAUAUCCAUCCUUGGACUUUUUCUAUGCCACAUAUUUGUAAUGCUAAGAAGUGAAGACCACUCUACUCUACUUUUGGUAGAUAUCUCAGAGUAUUAAACCCUCAUUUAAAUGUGCUAUAAAGCAGCCUGUAUUGACAGCCUAGAGCAGCCAGAGUUGCUUCACAGAGUGGUGAGAUUUCUCAGUUGGAAGACAUGAGGUCAUCCAGCAUGCCUCCUGGGAUUUGCUAAUGGGAUUGCCAACGAACAAAUGGAGCAAAAGCUUUACUUAAACUUCGACGUUUUUGACCCCUGCUCUCGGGGAGUUGGACUAGGUCUGGAAUGCACACAUUCCCCGGCUCCCUGCCCCCAGGUGGCCCAGGGCCUUGUUCUUGAAUUCUUGGAGAGAGCACUUCACACUGCCUGGGAAGCUGGCCCAGAGGCCUUGGAGGAUGAAGUCAGUGGUGCAAGGGUGAGGGUGAGCUCACUCUGCGCCCCUGGAGGGAGCCCUCCAGCCUCUGCCCUGCCCCCAUCUCCAAGGCAGUUCUAGCUCCUUUAGGCAGCUGUGUAGGCAGCUGCACUGCUGCUCGCUCCUGGAAUGUGUGACUAGCCUGAAUGAUCCAGGGUGGUACCCCAGACGGGCUUAGAAAUGCUCAUUUGUUCCGUGUUUUGCCUUAAACUAUACUAAGUCCCUCCUGAAUAGCAGUUUUACAAUGUCUCUCUGGGAUAGACCAACCCAGAUGCCCAGCUGAGUGUCCCUGAACCAUAGCUUCUCCAUCUGCCAAGUUAGCAGGGGCCCAGUCAUGGAAACAGCUUCCUGAAAGUCUGAGUUGAACUGUGAACACAGUCUUAUGCUGUAACCUUCAUUUCAUCCAGGGAUAUUGACUAAUAAGACAAUAAAAUCUUCUUCUUUUGUGUA